Messenger RNA from Lecanosticta acicola, 2440 nucleotides. Lineage: Eukaryota; Fungi; Ascomycota; Dothideomycetes; Mycosphaerellales; Mycosphaerellaceae. The record is from the annotation of a GenBank genome assembly.
AUGGACGGCCCUCAUGUCUCCCCCCUCCAUCAUUAUCCGCCGCCGCCCUUCACUCACUGCUCAAAUAUGCCCUCCUUCCACCAGUCCAGCCAAUCUCCAAAGGCCACCACCAACGGCCAACACAAGCCCGGCCACCAGCCGAGUCAGUCGGUAGACAGCAACACUGACCGCGCUCGCGCCUACAAGUCGCGCAACAAGAGACCGUGCGACUUCUGUCGAUAUAAGAAGGCCGCCUGUCACCUGGAGACUGCCCCACCUUGCGAGCUGUGUAUCAGGUAUAACAAGGAGUGCACCUUUGUCGAGUCGCCCGCCAAGAGGCGCAGACCUAACGAGCAGAAUGGACAUGUCCACAAGUCGGUCGAGGGCCUGUUCAAGCACUCGUCGAAUGGCAGUCUCGACCACAGACACUCGUUCAGCCACGGAGGCAUUGCGAGCAUGGGAUUACAACACGAUCUCAUGCCAUGGGAGAACGGAGGAAUGACUACGCCCUUCGAGAUGCCCGGCAUGAACCUGGGCGGCAGCAUAGCUCCGGACUUUCCCUUCGAUCCACAGCUAUAUCAAGAACCCAUGCAAUUCGACACUUUCGAUCCCUUGUCGUCGGCGUCGACGACGACCAUGAACAGCAACAAGAUGGAUUCAGGCCAUCAACAGACUCGAUCGUCCAUGGAAACGACCUCUCCUCAGUCACAAUCCGCUGCGUUACCCGUCAAACUCUCGCUACCUUUCGACUCCACCUCCGGUGAGCCCUCGCUCGAUCGACAAAACUCCUCCAAUGCCCAGAUCGUGGGCGUCAGUGGAGAGUCAGAUCCGUAUCUUCUCUCCAAGUAUCGAUAUGACGAAUACAACGAAGCCACCUUCCAGUCAGUCCGCUUGCGCAAGAUGAGCAGCGGUCCUGCAGAAUGCGAUAGCAGUGUUCCGACCUUCUUCAUGAUUCAACCCAACGCUCUAGCUUCCAAGGCGCAGCCACAGCGCAAAGAGGACAGUCAAGACCGAUGGCGAAGAGAGCUGGAGGAGGUCGUCAGCGAGGAUAUAGGGAAGAGAUUGAUACGACUAUUCUACAGAUACGUGCAACCGUACUUCCCCAUUCUCAGCAGGGAGGAUGGCACGGGGAUGCGAGAGCCGAGAGAGCUGCCUCCUUGUGUGCUUGCGGCAAUCUACGGACAUGCUCUGCCAUUCUGUCCAUGGGACGAGCAGCUUUGUGUGGAGGUGUAUACGCCGCCGUCAGCAGAUGCGCUCUUCAAGAUUGCAUGGCUGUCCUGUCAACCGCUGCUGCACACACCGAACAUCCCCGCGAUGCAGACGCUGCUCCUGCUUGUACAGCGCCGGCCUACCAACCGGCACGUCAGUGACACACCCUUCAAGUGUGUCAUCAUGACCACGGCAGUGAGCAUCGCCCAAGCUCUAGGCUUGAAUCGCGACCCAACAGAUUGGCCGAUUCCUUCCUGGGAGAUCAAACAACGGAAACGCCUGGCCUGGGCGACGUACAUCCAAGACAAAUGGAUUGCUUUGAAUUUCGGUCGCAGUAGCCACAUUCAAGCAGACGACUGGGAUGUCCCCCCACUCACUGAGGAUGAUUUCCCGGAAGCAGAUCGACGAUUCGACGAUUCGCCUGAGCAGACCGCCACGUUUACUGCGCAUCACUUCAUCAAGCUGUAUGAACUGACGCUGGUUGUCGACGACAUCCUCCGCGACCUCUUCAGCAUCAAAGCCACACGACGACUCCACAGCAGUCUCGAAGCAAUCCUGGAAGUAGCCAAGCCGCUCCGGAUCCGACUGACGGAGUGGUUUCAGAGUCUCCCGCCGGGGUUACUUCCCAGCCAACCGAACGGCGGUUCAUCGAUUGGCUCUCCUGAGAGCGUCAGCCGCAGGACAUCCCUCCAACAUCUGGAACUCGAUGGCAAUGGCUCCCUUCAGCUGGCAUACAUCACCGCAAAGAUUGAACUCUUCCGCGCCAUGUUGCGACCCAAAGUCACCGACGCCAACGCCGCCGCCGUGACGGCUCUCCGGACGGGCGCGCUCGCCGUGGCGAAGGAAAUCUCCGAAGUCGUCGAGAGCCUGCAAGCGCGAGAGCUCGAGGCUUUCUGGGCAUCCUGUAAGUUCUCCCCCCUCCGAAUCCCCCCCCCUCUCCGCAUCGCAUCCAGUCCGCUAACGAUUCUUUGUUCUGUUCUGUCGCAUCGUAGACGCCCGCACCAACUUCACCAUCGCCAGCAGUUUCAUGGUCCUCCUCUUCGUCACCUCGCCUACCGUGCCGGACGCGAAGGAAUGUCUGGCGGUGCUGAAUGCGUGGCGCAGCCUGCUGCGCAUCAAAAGUCGGAGUUGCGAUCUGUUGAAUCUGGCGCUGCUCCGGCUGGAUGGGGUUUUCGUGAAGGGGAUGGAGCGGUUGGUGGAGUUGAGUCCUAGUGCGGGCCAGGCUUGGGCGGAGAGUGGGAUGAAAGGUUAA